This is a messenger RNA of Rotaria socialis, 774 nucleotides long. Lineage: Eukaryota; Metazoa; Rotifera; Eurotatoria; Philodinida; Philodinidae. The record is from the annotation of a GenBank genome assembly.
AUGGUUCGCUCACGCUUGCAGUUAUUUUUUUCUGCAUGUCUUUAUCUCAGUCGAUCUUCAGUACAAGCAGUUAUAUUUUCAUGUAGACAUGCCGCUCCAUGUGGUCGCUCUCGAUAUAAUGCAAAUAUUAAUGCGAGAAUCGUUGGAGGUGAAAAAGCUCCCAGUCAUAGUUGGGGUUGGAUGGCUUCGUUACGUCUUAAUUUUACAAGUCAUCACUGUGGCGCCAUUAUUUUCUCUCACAAUUUUGUACUUACAGCAGCGCAUAGUGUUCGACUGUUCGUUUCUGCACCAAGUAUUUUAUCCAUCGUCAUAGAUGCAGAUACACUAAAUACUCAAGAAGGACAAAGAUUAUCAUUAUCGACAAUUUCGAUUCAUCCCUCUUUCAAUUUUUCUACGAGGGAAAACGAUAUAGCUAUUUUACGUCUCGGCAAGUCAAUCGAUUUUAACGAUGUUAAUAUUGCCAAAAUUUGUCUACCGUAUGUAUCGAAAUCUGAAGAACAUCAAUAUCCGAUUAUCAAUAGAUCUCUGGUAGCCAUAGGUUGGGGACAUAUGUCUUUCAAUGGUAGUAUGUCUUAUGCCCUCAGACAGGUGACAGUUAAAACAAUUGGAGAGAAGGAAAACAUGUGCAAGAAUUCAAUAUAUAAUGUCAAACUUCAAUUUUGUGCUGCAGUGAAUGAUAGAAAGAAAGAUGCAUGUCAAGGUGAUUCAGGUGGUCCACUGAUGUAUUAUUCAACAGAAGAGCAAUUAUGGGUUCUUGCAGGAAUAACUUCGUAA